Messenger RNA from Acanthochromis polyacanthus (spiny chromis), 1910 nucleotides. It is a transcript of the gene gpr78a, whose product is annotated as G protein-coupled receptor 78a. The transcript has 3 exons. Gene Ontology annotation, molecular function: G protein-coupled receptor activity. Gene Ontology annotation, cellular component: membrane. The record is from RefSeq and is a predicted model, not a curated record. The coding region runs from base 331 to 1362 and encodes 343 amino acids. Gene Ontology annotation, biological process: adenylate cyclase-activating G protein-coupled receptor signaling pathway. Lineage: Eukaryota; Metazoa; Chordata; Actinopteri; Pomacentridae.
AUGACCGGGAGUAAACACACAGAGACCACUUGGUAACCAUAAGUCAUCAUUUGCUUUUUCACUUCUGAUUAAACAAGUGCAAUUACUGGAAAAAAAAUCUGAACACAGUUAAUAAUAAUUCUGAAUGUUUUGAGCAACUUAAAGCUUUGCUCUGACACCAGGGUUCGUCAGGGCAUUUCAGCACCGGACAGUUCUCUCUCUCUCUUCUUGCUCGUGUCUGGCAUGUGGCAAUGACCGUCCAUCACAACCGGUGGGGGGCAAAAACAGAGAGAAUGAGGGACUCUCCACAUCAUCCUCUACAAAUCUGCUGCUAAAGCCGAGCCUCGAGAGAUGAGCAUACCGGAGUUCCUCCUGGAAGUGUCCAUCGUGGUCAUUUCUGUGGUGUCGUUGCUGACCAACAUGUCAGUGCUGCUAUGUUUCACCCAGAGCGCAGAGUUGAGAUCCCAUGUGCCAGGAAUCUUCGUCCUAAACCUCUCCUUCUCCAACAUCCUCCUCACCGUCAUCAACAUGCCAGCCACUUUCCUCGGGGUGGCCAAGAGCGCAAAACCAUUCGGAGACUUGUUCUGCAACGCCGUGAGCUUCUCGGAGACUUUCAUCACCACUAAUGCCAUGUUGAGCAUGGCUGCGCUCAGCAUGGACAGGUGGAUAGCGGUGGUGUUUCCUCUCAGUUACUCCAGCAAGAUGCGCUACAGGGACGCUUUACUCAUCGUGGCUUACUCCUGGCUGCACUCUCUGACUUUCUCCCUGACCCAGCUCAUGAUGGACUGGGGAGGAUACAGCCACACUUAUGCGUCGUGCACGGUGCACCUGGACGCGGAGGAGGCGUCGCAGCUGACCGCCUAUGCGACGUUCACGGCGCUGUUUCACUGCAGCAGCUUCGCGCUAUGCCUCCUGGUGCUGUGCUUCGCCUACAUGAAAGUUCUGAGAGUGGCCAGGUCGCACUGCAAGAGGAUAGAUGUGAUUACCGUGCAGACUCUGCUUCUGCUGGUGGAUAUUCACCCCAGUGUGAAGGAAAGAUGCCUGGCCCAACAGAAGAAGAGAAGACAGCGAGCCUCCAAAAAGAUCUGCAUCUUCAUUGGUUCCUUCAUCCUCUGCUUUUCACCUUAUGUAGUUACAAGGUUGGUGGAGUUGUUGCCGUCUGUGCACAUCCCCCGCUACUGGGGCAUUGCUACCAAAUGUCUGUUCUAUGCCAAGGCCUCCAGUGAUCCAUUUGUGUACUGUCUUCUACGGCAGCAGUACAGGAAGGUGCUGGUUAGCAUCAUCAGCCGAUUCAUGAGAAAGGAUCAGUACUUCAUGUCCAUCCACAGCACCAGCAGCACGUUGGAUACCACAGAUGACAACUGUAUUGCCAGGAUUACCUGAGCUGGAUGCGCUAGUUUUGAAAUGAUUUACCUCUCUUCUGCAGGAAGGUCAAAGGUCAGGGUGUUUUCAGUGCAAUAGCUCAGCAAAGAGAAAGAAAUCAAUGCCUUGAGCUUGAAAUGUGAGUGUUUACGCCACAGUAUUUUCUACUGGAAGAAUUGUGAAGGUCACAUGACAUUGUUGGCUCUAUGAGGCUCAUGUCUGACAUCUGCUAAAGGCCUUUCAGACGCUACAAACUGCUGUUUCCACAGGGCUCUCGUAGGAUUUGCUUGCUGUAGCGUCGCCAAGGACGCACCACAUGAAAACCACAAGACCAUGUUUACUGCUGCCGUCAGUGUAAAUGUAUCUCUGAAGUGCUGUAACACGGAAUAUGUCGAAAAAGUGGGCUUCAAGUUUCAUCGGCAAACUGGGAAAAUGUUCAUUCUGUUGACUGUUUUAAAGCUAAUAUUAAUGUUUGUGUCAGUGCCAGUAUAGUGUAAAAAGCAAAAACUGGUGUGAAGAUGUUAUGUCACAGCGAGAACACGUAUAAAAAUAAACUCCACUGCCACAGA